CUCACAUUUUCCUUUCACAAUAAACAAACCUCCCCCCUCAAAGCCGAAAAACCAGAGCUCUCAGCUCUAUUUUUCUCUUGCUAUUCUCAAUCCUUUUUUCAACAAACUGUUAACGAUCUUGUCAGAUAUCUCUGAAAUCCUGAAGUUGGAGCUAGUUUUAAGUGAAAUAAUGGAGAGAGAUUUUAUGGGUUUGACUCAUCACGUGAAGCAAGAAGUCAUUGAAGAACAUAUAGAUCCAGCACCUCUGAGAAGUUCAGCAAUGCAGUGGUCAUUCUCGAACAACAUCUCUACUCAUCCUCAAUACCUCUCUUUCAAGGCUGCUCAAGAGGAUAGGCCGAAAACUGGUUUUGAUUCUCUUGCAUCAACUGGAUUGGUGACUAUAACCACAACUGAAGCUGUCGACUCAAGUCAUCGACCAUACUCUGGUGUAACACAGAAAAACAUGAUGCUUGAAAAGCAAGGUGGAACACACUACAUGUCGACAACUUUCUCUCCUCAUCACUAUGAUGCACACUCCCUGCCUCGAUCUCAUGGAGUCAGAGUGCUCCCAGUUUCCAACCCAACAAAUCAGAUUUCUGUAUCUAUGACUAUGCCUGGUCAUAAGUCCUUUGUUUCUCCUCUUGGACAGAAUCCAGUUGCUAGCCCCAUUUCAGCUGUUCCAACUAACAGCGCUGUCGUGGGCACUACUGAUUUAAGGGGUGCUCCGAAAACUCCCCCAGGUCCUGCUCAGUUGACCAUCUUUUAUGCUGGUUCAGUCUGCGUUUACGAUAAUGUUUCACCAGAGAAGGCUCAAGCUAUUAUGUUGCUUGCUGGAAAUGCAUCACCUGUUACGCCAAGUGCAACAUCUACUCUAUCUCCAGUUCAGGCGCCUAUACCCAAGUCCUCUUCUGUUGACUCUUUUGUUGUAAAUCAGUGCCACAACACAACACCUACUCUUCCCAGCCCCAUUUCUAUAACAUCUCAUUGUGGAUCUCAACCUGCCGGAGUGUCUAGUAAUACAAAUGGAGUAACUAUUAUCAAAUCAAUUGGGGUCCUACCAUCUCCUUCUAAUAAAGCAGAACUUUCCAAAUUUUCCAGUUCCAUAGGAUCUGUUCCUGCCACCUUUGUUCCAUCAGCUGUGCCGCAGGCACGCAAGGCAUCAUUGGCUCGGUUUUUGGAGAAGCGCAAAGAAAGGGUAAUAAGUGCAUCACCUUACGACAGCAGCAAGCAAUCCCCAGAAUGUAGCUCUCUUGGAUAUGGAAGCAGAAGUUUCGCUAAAAACACUUUAGGCUCUUGUCAUCCCCAUGUAAUCAAUUUGGUCAAGGAGACGUGAAAAAUGCCAAUGGUGGCAAAAUAAUGUAGACGCAAGAUCAAGACUGUAGCGAGAGAUUAUUUAAGCUAUUAAAUUUGUGUUCGUCUUGACCUCAAUACUUCAGUUCUUUGUUAGAUACGAUUAUUUUAGGUUGUUUUCCUUGUAAUUGUGAUCAGAGCCUUUUCAUCUGAAAACACUACGAGCCUUUUGUAGGUUUCCAUUUUUGCCAAUGUAAAGAAGCAUUCUUUUCAAUGUUACCUUGUUCAGGGUAUGUUUUAUUC
Nicotiana tabacum (common tobacco) is the source of this 1572-nucleotide messenger RNA. Its product is annotated as protein TIFY 6B-like. The record is from RefSeq and is a predicted model, not a curated record. Lineage: Eukaryota; Viridiplantae; Streptophyta; Magnoliopsida; Solanales; Solanaceae. Gene Ontology annotation, biological process: regulation of jasmonic acid mediated signaling pathway; response to wounding; regulation of defense response. Gene Ontology annotation, cellular component: nucleus.